AUGGAUAUGAGUUUGAUUGACGCUGCACAAACAGGUAAUGUUGAGUCCUUGCUUGAGUUGAUUGAAGAAGAUCCCCUUAUGCUACAUUCUGUUGCAUUAGCAGGGGCAGAGUUACAUAUCGCUUACCUCGCAUUCAAGAACAAACAGUUUGAAGUCUUGACAAUCUUAAUGGAACAUCUCAAGGACUUAGAGAAAGAGAGUGUUGCAAGCAUAUUGCUUGGUGGACAUAUCAUUAGUGAGGCCAUAGUGGAAGUGAAUUGCUUGAACAACAGUGGCAUCACAGUUCUUGAUGUUCUACUGCUAUUCCGAAGUGAGUCAGUGCUAGUGCCAGUGUCACAGCCAGCGCAGGCUAUAUUGCCGUCUGAACAGUUGCUAAAGAAUUUCAAGUACAACAAGGGCAGAGAUUCGCCUAGCGAAGUACGAGAACCCUCCUUGUGA
Molecule: messenger RNA, 438 nt
Organism: Camellia sinensis
Lineage: Eukaryota; Viridiplantae; Streptophyta; Magnoliopsida; Ericales; Theaceae
Source: RefSeq, a predicted model, not a curated record